AUGGCUAUUGGAACAAAACCAACUCUUGCUGAUAGUAAUCUUUAUGAAAAUGUUGCACUUUACAGGAGCACAAUAGGAGCUUUGCAAUACUUAAUCUUGUCAAGACCAAACAUUGCUUUUAGUGUAAACAAAUUAAGUCAAUUCCUCAAAGCUCCCACACAGCAACACUGGCAGGCUCGUAAACGACUACUUCGGUAUCUCAAAGGAACUCCAAACUUUGGCUUGCACUUCACUAAAAGUAAUAGACUUAAUCUAGAAUGCUACACCGAUGUCGAUUGGGCUGGUAGCCUUGAGAAUAGAAUAUCAACCAACGGUUGCUGUGUCUUCCUAGGUUCUAACCUGAUUCAAUGGACUUUUAGGAAACAAAAAGUUGUUGCAUUAUCUUCCACUGAAGCUGAGUAUAGAGCUCUUGCUCAAGGGGCUAUAGAGUUGGCAUGGUUCUGCAGUUUAUUCUCUGAAAUUGGUGUCACUUUAUCUGAAAUUCCAGUCAUUUGGUGUGACAACCAAAGUGCUGGCUCACUUGCAUCCAAUCUUGUUUUUCAUGGGAGAACAAAGCAUAUUGAGCUUGAUACUCAUUAUGUAAGAGAACAAGUUACUUCCAACAAUCUUAAAGUUCAAUAUGUGCCAACCGAGUAUCAAAAAGUUGAUAUCUUUACUAAGGCUUUAUCAGUCUCCAAAUUUGUUGAACUAAGAGAUAAACUCACUGUAAAAGCCUCAGCCUCUACUCCUGUUCAAUAA
Messenger RNA from Pistacia vera, 738 nucleotides. RefSeq names its product secreted RxLR effector protein 161-like. The coding region runs from base 1 to 738 and encodes 245 amino acids. The transcript has a single exon. NCBI's taxonomy places the organism in Eukaryota, Viridiplantae, Streptophyta, Magnoliopsida, Sapindales, Anacardiaceae. The record is from RefSeq and is a predicted model, not a curated record.